AUGAACUCAGGCAACCCAACACCAAGAAACGAUUAUUUCACGACUUCACGCAACCCCAGACGAGACUACGACUACGACUACGACUACGAUUACGGCGCAUCGAAUAAUGGGUCAAUGAAUUCGCCUGCGGGAUAUGGCCGGGGGCGCGAGGGGCGCGGAGGAGGAUAUGGAGGAGGGACCUAUCUUGAAUCGCCCUCGCCCGGCGACUCAAUGGAACAGCUGUCUCCCCAGAUAUCCGUGCGGUCUCGGGGUCGCGAUAUAGACGAUGGUCCCUCAUGGGGUGGUCGCAAAGAUGAAGGCCGAUUUCGAGGAAGCGAAAGACAGAGACGGGAAGAGAAUGCGAGGCAGAGGAGUGCCAGUCGCAGCGGACGAAGCGGAGGUAGCGGCCGAGAAAUCAAGGGAGGGGAGGAGAUCGAUGGUGUUGUUCAAGCUAUCGAAGACGAAUGGGACUUUAUGGCGGACAGCGAGUGCAUCCCCGUUCAAGUUGGCCUACAAUUGAUGGACACAAGUACCCUUGGUCGCGCAGAUAGAGAGCCGGAGUUUUUACAAAUACAUCAGCGGAUCCAGCAUGCGUUGCGGUCUGUGGUCAAUGAGCAUCACCACGGGUUCAACAGUCUCCUCGGGACGUACCAUAACAUCCAGGGUAGUCUGCAAAGCUCACAGCACCAAAUCAGAACUCUUAAGGCCGCCCUUUUGGAAGCUAAAGCCAGUUUGCUUACUAUGAAGCCGGAGUUGAAGGAACAGGCAAUGGCAUCGCAGUCCUACGAUGAAAUCCUACAGCUUUUCGAGCUGAUUGAACAUGCUCAAUCCCUCCCAGAGAAGCUAGAAGCUCGGAUGUCGGAUAAGAAAUUUAUUGCAGCGGUUGAUAUCCUCAAAGAAGGGACUGCGCUCCUUCAACGCCCCGAGCUUGCCGGUAUAGGUUCCCUAGGAGACCUUCGGACCUACUUCAGCAACCAAGAAACUUCUUUGACUGAUAUCCUUGUCGAGGAACUGCAUGACCACCUGUAUCUGAAGUCCCCGUACUGCUGUGACCGGUGGAAGCCCUCGUCCGACAGAGAUGGUGCUUCAGCUAGUGCCAGUGGAACUUCUUGGGAGAAGCCCUUUUAUCAAUAUCUGUCAUCUUUGGAUGCAACUACACACUUUGUGGAGGAUAUAUCUCGCAACCCAGAGACAGAUACGUUUUAUUACAUCCAUCUUUUAUUGGAAGCUCUUCAUAAAAUGGGGAACCUGGACGUUGUUGUUGAUCGGAUAGAGCAACGUCUUCCUGUCGAGCUGUACAGUGUUGUCGAUAAAACAGGCGCUGAGGUAAAUAACAGCCAUCCUAAUUUUCAAAAGGAUACUCGAAAGCCUGGGCCAGGAGCAGUCGCCGAUUCCGCGUCAGAGCGAAGGCAUCUGUUGUCAGAAUUUCUGUGGAAUUUAUAUGCCAAGUUUGAGACAAUUGCGGAAGGUCAUCGCCUCCUUUAUGAAGUUAUCAGUGGCAUUGUCAAACGAGACAAGCUUGCAAAUGAGGUUCACUUGACCAGCAGCUUCCAAGAGCUAUGGAAAUUGUAUCAAAGCGAGGUAUGUACGCCAUAUAUCAAAUCGGCAGUGGUAAUACUAAUGUCUACGCAGAUGCGAUCUCUACUUCAUGACUAUCUUUCCACAGACGGAGCCGAGUCUUUUAGAGCCACUACUAGAGCAACGGAUAACGGCUACACCCAUUCUUCUGUCAAGCGCGAUAAAACAAAGAAACUCUUCAAAAUGUCCGAAGUCGACCAGGCCGCUUCUGAUUUGAAAGCAGAGCAAGAUGAGCUGGCCGAGAUCCUGAGAGCCUCGGUUCCCGGACUUGUGCCUAAAUCACGCCAGAUGUUUUCGACCAGCGAUAACAAUAGCUCUAACCAACAAAAUUCAGGGACUGGCCAUAAGCUACUCAUUGAACCUAGUGUCUUUAAUAUCAGCUUGCUCCUACCUCCUGCCCUUUCGUUUAUCCACCGGCUCAAGGAGAUAGUUCCCCCCAGCUCCGACAUCGCGGUUGGCGCACUUACGUCUUUCCUCGAUGAGUUCUUGAUAAACGUUUUCCAACCUCAGCUUGAUGAAGCUGUCAGCGAGCUCUGUGCCAUCAAUUUCAUUUCUAUGGAUGCUUACACUGAGGAUCCUCAAUGGGCCUUGCACUCUCCUCGGCCAAUUUUCAGAGGAACCAUAAACUUCAUGAAUUUAAUAAAAACGUUUAGCCGGAUGUUGGAUAGUAUACCCCACGAUCAAGCUUUCACGCAAUUGAUAAUUGAUCAAAUCAUUACUUACUACGAAAAGUGCUGUGGCUGGUAUAAGGGUAAGUGUGACAACUCUCCCAGUGUAUCUGCGAUAGGUUCUAAUGAAGCCCGUACAGCCCUUAUGACUCGGAUAUCACCUAACCAUCCUGGUGGUGUAGCCCUAAAGACUUCAGCGGCAUUUGCAGAGUCCCAGGAUAUCCGCGAAGUUGGACGAAAGCUAUGGGAAUGCUCUGCUAGUGAGAAACAGUCAUUAAUCAACAGGGAAAUAGAGCUUCUUCUCUCUGCAACCAAUGAAACCUCACUGAAAGGUUAUGACAUGGUAGCUGAUCCAAAGAUAGUUGGAUCAUUGUCACUGCUCUAUAAUAGCAUGAACUGGCUAUCGAGUAACCUGUCCAAACUGCGCCACAUCACUCCCCAUCAAACAGAUUCGAGCCAUAUCCAAUCAAGACAGGUAGCGCCUACUCGACGUUGGACUCUAGAGGCGGCGAUGAGACCGAAACGUGGUGAUCUCGAACGUCCUCUGCGUCUUCCUAUGACUAAAGAGUCUGUUGUGGGUUUCGAUGGUGCUGUUACAUCAAUUCAGAACCUAGCAUUUACGGCCAUUUUCACCUUACACCUCGAUAUUCGAUGUGGAUCAAUAUACAUGAUAUCCCGAGCAUUAAAAGGAAAAAAUGAUGGACAGCCACAGGAGCCGAACCGAAAUUCCUCGACCGAAAACAACUGGUCUUAUAUAUUAACGGUCGAACCAACAUCUGCUUCGCCUAUCGUGCUUGAAUUAAACAACGACCUUAUUUCGUUUGGUGCUAGAAUGUCCAACUAUCUGGGACCAAAUGAAUGCCGAUAUAUCACAUCUUGCCUUUCAAGACUCAUAGACCGUGCACUGGUAUCCAGCACUCGUUUUAUCGGUGCAAUGAACAGUUACGGAGCUUUGAGACUUCAGCUUGAUGUCCUUGUGCUUCAACAGAAUCUGAAGAAUAUCAUCGUUGUUUCCCCUUCCCCAGUAUCAUCCAAGAGCAGCCUAUCGUUGGACAAAGACGUUGCUGCUUCUAUGCCCGAAGUAGUUGCACUCCCACAAAGUGCCAAGUUCCUGGACUGGUUCCUUGAAGGGCCUGGCAAGACAUUACGAAAUGCAAAGGAAGAAAGAGAUAUGUUUAAGGAGAUGGGCAGCCAAGUCUUGACGGAAGGCAACGGGGAGCCGUUUACAUUUGAUGAGUUGAGGGUGUUGAUUGAGCUAUGUUACUCUGCUGCACUCAAAGGUCCUCAGGGGCCUGAGGCGAGAGAAGAGUUCAUGGCAGCUAAGCGUGGGCUUGACGAUUCAUUACUUAGAUUAAGUGAGGUUAUGUGGGAUGCUUGA
Trichophyton benhamiae CBS 112371 is the source of this 3603-nucleotide messenger RNA. RefSeq lists its product as uncharacterized. The record is from RefSeq and is a predicted model, not a curated record. Gene Ontology annotation, cellular component: exocyst. The coding region runs from base 1 to 3603 and encodes 1200 amino acids. Gene Ontology annotation, biological process: Golgi to plasma membrane transport; exocytosis. Lineage: Eukaryota; Fungi; Ascomycota; Eurotiomycetes; Onygenales; Arthrodermataceae. The transcript has 7 exons.